Messenger RNA from Centruroides sculpturatus (bark scorpion), 1852 nucleotides. RefSeq names its product DNA polymerase delta subunit 2-like (gene PolD2). The coding region runs from base 193 to 1593 and encodes 466 amino acids. NCBI's taxonomy places the organism in Eukaryota, Metazoa, Arthropoda, Arachnida, Scorpiones, Buthidae. The transcript is spliced from 12 exons. Gene Ontology annotation, molecular function: DNA binding. Gene Ontology annotation, cellular component: delta DNA polymerase complex. Gene Ontology annotation, biological process: DNA strand elongation involved in DNA replication; DNA replication. The record is from RefSeq and is a predicted model, not a curated record.
CUAAGUGACUCGUACAACAUGGAAUUUAUAUAAAACGGAAUAAUCAACAGUGUUAUAGGGGAGUCGACUGUAUUUAUAAGACUUUAUUCAUUAUAUAUUAUAAGAAAAUUAAUUGGUAUCGUGAAAAAUCCAAGGACUAACGAUUCCGAUAAGUAGACGGCGCUGGAAUUGAAAAAGCGGGAAUUGGUUUCUAUGGUAAAUGUAAUGAUUCCAACAGUUGAAAAUGAUUGUAAUGCUGGAAAAUUGAUGUCAUCUUCUAAAAUCACAGAUAUUAAAUACGAAAGAGCAACCUGUAGCUACUUGAACUACUCUGAAAAAUAUCUACUAUUAGAAAGGCAUUUUUCAAAUCAGUAUGCUCCUUUUUACGCUGUUAGGUUGAAAUUAAUGUCAGAACGUGUAAAAGAAGCAGCUAAACAAAAAUGGGGUCAGGAUAUUUCAAUCAAAAAGCUUUGUGAACUCAGUGGUGAUAAAAAUGUAUGUAUAUUGGGAACAUUAUUUAAAUAUAUGACUCUUCAACCUAAUAUUUUAAAAGAAAUAAGUGAAGAGGUAAUUAUACAACUGCCAAUACUAUUGCACUGGUUUCUGUAUGUCCAGCCUCAACAUCUGGAAAAAAUACCUGGGGGCAAAUCAGGAAAACAUAAAAGGAUUAUUUCCAUUGGAAGACAGUACUAUAGGAAAAAUGAUCAAAUAUUAGGUAUUAUUUGUGCCUUAUUUGGAGAUCAAGAAGAUGGAAAAUUUAUUGUGAAAGAUGUAGCUUAUCCUUCAGUUUUAUCACAAAUUGAGAGACCGUUAUUACAAGAUGAUAAAUACAUUGUAUUGAUAUCAGGGUUAGGACUUUGUGAAACUUCAAAUAUUUUAUUACCACUUCAGAUGUUAGUUGAUACAGUGGCUGGUUUUCUUGGAGAAGAAUAUGAACAAGAAAGAGCAGCCAAAAUUGUUCGCUUUAUUAUUGCGGGAAAUUUUCUUAGUGAAAAUACAAAAGAUGCGGAAUUUUUUACAAAGGUUAAGUAUACAACAAGUAAAUGCAAACCUGCUGGAUUAGAUGGUGUAAAAAUUCUUGAUGACAUGUUGGCCCAAUUAUGUAGUUCAAUAGAAGUAGAUAUAAUGCCAGGAGAGUUUGAUCCUGCCAAUCAUCUAAUGCCUCAACAACCAUUGCACAAGUGUUUGUUUCCAAAUGCAAGAAAAUUUUCUACUUUACAUACAGUUACUAAUCCUUAUGAUUUUAGUAUUGAUGGGAUAAGGAUUUUAGGUGUGUCUGGACAAAAUAUACAAGAUAUUAAAAAAUACAGUCAUUUAGAAGAUCCACUAAUAUGUUUGGAGAAAAUUUUAGAAUGGGGUCAUCUGGCACCCACUUCACCUGAUACACUUGAUUGUUAUCCAUUCUACAGUGAAGAUCCAUUUAUUCUUAAUGAUUGCCCUCAUGUGUUAUUUGCAGGAAAUCAGUCGGAAUAUAAUUCAAAGCUAUAUAAAGGAAGUACAGGACAGUUAGUAAAGUUAAUUUCAAUACCAAAAUUUUCUAAUUCAGCAUCAUGUGUUCUUCUAAAUCUGAAAACAUUGGAAUGUUCUCCCUGGGUAUAUGAAAUUGAUGUUUAAUAUCUUAUAUUUCUGAAGUAAUUUUAAUUUGAAAUAUGUUUUAUUUGCAUAAUAAUAAUUGAUUUAAAUAUAUGUUAGAAUUAAUAAAAUAUGAACUGUGUUACUUGAUUAUCAUUUAUUCCAUAUACACUGAAUAAAACUGUCAUUCAAAGUUUUAAUAUUUUAUUGUAAUAUAUUCUAAAACUUCACAUUAUUAAAAAUAAUUGUCAUAAAAAAUUUUUAUAAAAUCUCAAAAAUAAAGUAAUAAAGUUAAAUUGUU